Molecule: messenger RNA, 1122 nt
Organism: Cicer arietinum (chickpea)
Lineage: Eukaryota; Viridiplantae; Streptophyta; Magnoliopsida; Fabales; Fabaceae
Molecular function (GO): zinc ion binding; nucleic acid binding
Source: RefSeq, a predicted model, not a curated record
AUGGCAUGUCCCGAAGGUCAGAAAGUGCAUCUUGGUACCUUUAUGUUGACGGAGGAAGCUGAACAUUGGUGGAAUAAUGCGCGCCAACGUUUAGAUAAUGCAGGGACUGCAAUUACUUGGGCUAUAUUCAAGAACAUGUUUCUAAUUAAGUAUUUCCCUGAAGAUAUCUGUAAUAGAAAGGAGAUGGAAUUUGUUAAAUUGGAACAGGGGAAUAUGUCGGUAGCGGAGUAUGCUGCUAAGUUCGAGGAAUUAUCUAGGUACUAUCCACUCUAUGUUGGAGAGGCAGGAGAAAAGUCUAAGUGCAUCAAGUUUGGAAUGGGACUCAGACCAGAGAUCAAGAAACAGGUUGGAAUGCAAGAGAUCCGUGACUUUCCUACCCUAGUGAAUAAGAGUAGGAUUUAUGAUGAGGAUAGUCGUGCUGAAAAGGAACAUUACAGAAACACUGGUACCAUGAAGGACAACAGACCUAUGCAUCAUAAUAGAGGAAAACCUUACUAUUUUCCUCCUAGUAAAUCUGGAAGUCGUCAUAAUUAUCAACAAUAUAGUUUUUCAGCUGGAAAAGGAGCUAGUAGUGGUAACGGAAAAGGAAAUGGAAACAGUUAUAGUGAUGGGAGUGGUAGAGGAAACCCCAAUGGACGAGGAGUUAGUAAUGAAAAUAGUAACAACAGGAGUCAAGUCUCGAGCAACAACAAUGGUAAUAAUGGUGAUCCAACUACUCCUAUCCGAUGUCACAGGUGUAGUAAGCAGGGUCACAUGGCAUAUGAAUGCCACAUUAGCACCACAAGCCCCUACCCGAGGAAGACUCCACAACCUAGAAACCAGAAUUCCCAAGCCAGCCGACCUAAAUACAAUGGAAGAGUCUUUGCCCUCAGCGGUGCAGAAGCGUCUGAGAAAGACAACUUGAUCCAAGGUACAUGUCUCAUAAAUGAUACUCCUUUAUUUGUACUAUUUGAUUGUGGUGCCACUCAUUCCUUUGUGUCUCUUGACUGUGUUAGACGUUUAGGACUACCUGUAUCUUGUUUGCAGUAUGAUUUGAUUGUGAAUACCCCAACUAGUGAUUCUGUUGAUACCUCUAGUGUUUGUCUUGACAUUUCUAUCCAUGUGUGUGGAAGGGACUUCUGA